AAAAAUCACUUUACAGGAUUUACCAUUGCACCGAUUUGAUCCCAGGGUCGCGCAACUUGCRCUUGAUGUUCGCCAAAUUGAAAUUAAUAGAUGCAAAGCACUGAAAGAGGGAUUUUUCCCCAAGUUUUUCAUUCACUGUCACGGUAGCCGAGACAGAYCCACAUCAGACAUGAAGCCGUCAACAACCAACCAACACUGUUGCUGUACAGAAAGCCACAAACUAAAGAGAGCUGAGCUUUCGAAAGAUAUCAAGGCAUGCCAUAAAGAUGUCAACGACUUAAGACAAAUGAUGAGAAAACAGAARAUGCAGAUUAAGCCUGCUCCUCCUUAUGGUGGAAGAACUAAAGAAGAGACCAUAAAAAAGAUUUCUACACACAACAAGCCCAAGAGAUCUUUGAUAAGUACGCCUUGUGACGCUGAUUGUCCUUUCAAGAAGGAAGAUCGUUGCACGUUCUUGAAGCAACUARUUUGGACUGCAGUUCUAAAAGAAGUUCAAAAAGAAGUGAACAAAACAAAACUAUGGCUGAGAGACGCAAUACAAAUGACGAUCAAGGAAAAAGUGAUAGARUUAUUGAACAGUCAUAGCGUCCAGGCACACAUUGCCUUCUAUGACAASAACAACCUCUCCGUAAUAGCUAAAAGAGUCGGUGAGACUGAGACGUUUUAUCUCAUAMGUAUGAGWACAAGGAACAUUGAUUGUAAAACCAACUUACACUUUUGUCGGAGAAACUUUGAAGAAGAUGGGUUUCGAAAAGAUGACGGCAGCAUGUAUUCGAAUUUGGUGAUAAAUUACGAUGAUUCGAAAAUCAAAGUUUUAAAACAUGGUUUUUACUGGCUAUCCGUUCAGCUAACUAUCGAUGGCGUCAACAACACACUCAUAGACAAGAUUGCGAAAGUGAGUAUUUUAAUGACAACGAAAUGGAAGCRAGAGAACGUGAUACUGAUGUCUCAAGUGCCAMAGCCUUUUACUACUUCAAGGCCUGAUAACGUCAAGCAGAAACUGAAAUUGUACUCAGUAACAAUGGGUAGACAGGUUAAACUUCUCAAAGGCAGUAUGAUAAGGGUUGUGUUAACUUUAAAGCCGAACAGUAAAGUUAACGUAGAAAAGCCAAAGGAAAUAACCCUUUACGGUGAAGACAAGAUGAACGGGCUUGAUAUCUUUAAACUGCCAAGGAUGACUGAAGACGAUGGUCAAGACAAUUAAGUUAAAGUGAACGUGMAUGUUCUCUUUGGAUUUGUAACAACUGGAACUGUCUUUGUACUCAAUCCUUCUAAGCGGUUUGUGACAUUAGGCUAUGUAAGUGCCASAUAUACUUUCAGUGAACUGUUAAAACGAAGCGUAAACGAGGAUUACAUUUCCUUGAAAAUGCUCAAGGAGGAGACUAUUCUUGUAUAAAACGGCGAAGGGGAUGAUCGCGGUCAGGUGCCAUUAGACGACUCCAAAUCUGCAGUGGAUGAAUUCUGUGUAAAAUCUAUAGUGGAGCGCAACUUUUAUACAGUACGGUGGAUAGCCGUUCCUUUGUUGAAACAGAGACAUAUUUUAAUUAUGAAGUACAUAUCUUGUAAGUAACAAUAAUUCAGUCAUUCAAGCCUAAAAGUGCAUGAAGUGUAUGUAACUAUAUCUGACAAAAGCUUUCCGCGAAGAAAACAUGAUUCUCUGUACCACGGUCUGACGUACAGCUUGCUAUGCAAGGCAGAUAUUCUACAUGGAUUCCCUUUUGGGGUAAACAUACUUAGAAAGGAAUCUUUGGUCGUAUUAUUGCUGAGAAAUAGUCUUAGUAAAUCCUGUACAAAACGACUAUCAUUACAACUUGUAAGGAGAAAACAAUCAAUUGUGUAAAUAUAAUCUAUGCAUACUCAAAUGCCUUCCCGCUAUCAAUAAAAACAUGCAUGACCUUCA
Messenger RNA from Exaiptasia diaphana, 1900 nucleotides. RefSeq lists its product as uncharacterized. Lineage: Eukaryota; Metazoa; Cnidaria; Anthozoa; Actiniaria; Aiptasiidae. Gene Ontology annotation, molecular function: protein binding. The transcript is spliced from 7 exons. Bases 170 to 1204 code for a protein of 344 amino acids. The record is from RefSeq and is a predicted model, not a curated record.